Messenger RNA from Salvia splendens (bonfire salvia), 2205 nucleotides. Its product is annotated as protein FAR1-RELATED SEQUENCE 5-like. Gene Ontology annotation, biological process: DNA transposition. Gene Ontology annotation, molecular function: zinc ion binding; transposase activity; DNA binding. NCBI's taxonomy places the organism in Eukaryota, Viridiplantae, Streptophyta, Magnoliopsida, Lamiales, Lamiaceae. The record is from RefSeq and is a predicted model, not a curated record. The transcript has 4 exons. The coding region runs from base 1 to 2205 and encodes 734 amino acids.
AUGGAGUUGUUUGACGAGGCUCAAGCUGCACUUAUCCCAGGUUGCAGGUCCGACAUGCAGCCUUACAUUGUACAGGUGUUUGAAACUUUGGACGAAGGAAUUUCAUUUUAUGAAGCAUACGCCAACGAAUGCCGUUUUGAUACUCGUAGAUUCGGACACAAAUACUCGAACGACAUAAAAACCUGGCAGACUAUUGUAUGCAGCCGGCAAGGUGCAAAGUUGGAUGUCGACGAAGAGGCGAGUUCUACCAAACGUAGACGCCGUUCUAGCAGGUGUAAUUGCAAUGCCAAACUUACUUUGAAGUAUUCGACCAAUCCUGGCAGUCCUUGCUAUGUUGUCAGCAACUUCGUAGACCUACACAAUCACGAGAUGGUUGAUAAAAAGCACGUCCGAUACAUGAAAUCCAACCGCAACCUUGGGGAUAUCCAUUAUAAAUUCAUGCAGGACUGCGCAAAGGCCAACAUUGGACCUACAAGGACUUUCAAUUUAUUGAAGGAGUUCUUGGGUGGGUACGAUGCGGUGGGUUGCACCGUUACUGACAUACGGAAUUGCAAGCGCGACAUAUUGCAAGAGAUGAAAGGCGCGGACGUCCAAAUGAUUUUAAAUCAAAUGGAGGCGAAGAAGAACACAUGUGAUGGUUUCCAUUACAAAUUCCAACAAGGUACUGACGGAAAGUUAAGUAGCCUUUUUUGGUGUGACGCUGUGUCGAGAAAGAACUACAAGAUGUUCGGUGACAUCGUGUCAUUUGACACUACCUACUCAACAAACAAGUAUUGCAUGGUGUUUGGGCCAUUCACUGGAAAAGACAACCACGGAUGCCCUGUUACGUUUGGUGCCGGAUUCGUGUCAAAUGAGGGAGCUGACUCAUUUUGUUGGUUGCUAAGUGAGUUUGUCGAUUGUAUGGGGUUCGCACCUAAGUUGAUAAUUACCGACCAGGAUUGGGGCAUGAAACUUGCUAUAGAACGGGUUCUAACUAGUACCAGGCAUCGUUGGUGCAUGUGGCACAUAAUGAUGAAGCUUCCUGAAAAGGUUCCCAAAAGAAUACUUGCCAACGAAGAGUUGAAGAAGGAUUUGGACUCUUGUAUAUGGUCUGAAUUGUUGGAGCCAGAGGAAUUUGAAGAAACUUGGCUGACUAUUGUGGACCAAUAUGGUUUACAAAAUGAAGCUUGGUUCACUACCAUGUUCGCACAUCGAGAGUAUUGGAUUCCGGCUUAUUUUAGGGAUUUCCCAAUGGGGUCGUUGUUGAAGACAACUUCAUUCUCUGAGUCCGAGAACAGUUUUUUCAAAAGGUACACAAACCCGCAUUUUAAUCUCGCUGACUUUGUGAUGCACUACAAUAGCGCGUUGGAUGCUCAGCGUAACAUAACUGAGAGGCUCGAUUUCUCCGAUGCUUCAAAAGUCCCCAUCCUGUCAACAGAGCUUUUAUUCAAGAAACACACAGCUGCUAUGUAUACAGAUCGCAUCUUUGUUCAAGUUCAAGCUGAGAUCGUCGAGGCUCAUCAUCGUUGCAGAAUGUCUCACUUUCAGUUGGAGGACAACACUGAGAUAUACACGAUAAUGGACAGCCAUAGAAACAGAGGUGUCGUCCGUCAUGAAGUUAGCCCCGAAUCGUACCAAUGCGAUUGCAAGUUGUUUUUGCGUCGUGGAAUAUUAUGUUCACACAUUUUUUGGUUGUUCAAAAAUCAUGACGUGAAAGAAAUACCAUCCGCAUAUAUUGGUACAAGGUGGUUGAAGACGCCUUUGUUGGAAUCAGUGCACAAUGAUCCGAGGGAGGAGUUGUCGAAAUUUGCAGAUUCACAAGUCGAUGCAAAACGUGUUGUAGCAACGAAACUACAUUCGUUAUACUUUCAUUUAUUUCAACGAGCGCAGAGCAAUGCAGAUGACAUUUUUGCAUUAUUCGACGGAAUGGAAGAAUUAAGUCAUAGACUCUUUGGUGAUACAGUACCUUCCGUGGCUUCAAUGGGUAAAGCACAGAGUAUUGAGAACCUGUAUGGGCUAGCUCGCCCGAAUGUUGUUACCGUGCACCCUCCUAAUAUAGUGAGUACAAAGGGAUCCGGCAGCACUUCUGGAAAAAGAAUUCAAUCAUCCUUAGAGAAGGCUAUCAUAUUACAGAACAAACCUAAGAGGCGAUGUGCAAAGUGUCGAGAAAUGGGGCAUCACGAUGCAAGGAAUUGUGGCAGGGAGAAAGGAAAGUCAAAUAUGUAG